Messenger RNA from Perca fluviatilis (European perch), 3415 nucleotides. Its product is annotated as dixin-like. Gene Ontology annotation, biological process: canonical Wnt signaling pathway. Gene Ontology annotation, cellular component: cytosol. The record is from RefSeq and is a predicted model, not a curated record. The transcript is spliced from 21 exons. NCBI's taxonomy places the organism in Eukaryota, Metazoa, Chordata, Actinopteri, Perciformes, Percidae. The coding region runs from base 209 to 2071 and encodes 620 amino acids. Gene Ontology annotation, molecular function: protein binding.
AAGCCAUGUAUGUCAGCGUGGGUGGGUGACUUGACGCCGGUCUCCCAGCCAGAGUAACGGCAGCCGUCUCCUCCGAUCCCUCAAUUGUCUCGAUUUGUUGACGUUUGCUGGAGUACAGCAGCCGCUAGAAACGGGGGUCUGUCUGUUGUUUCAGGCGAGUCAAUGAAGCUAGCCAGCUAGCUAGCUUAAAUGGGUUUUCGAGUUAAAUAUGAUCGCCUCACUUUCUAGAGGAAGUUUGCUGGAAGAGGUUCUUCAUGGGGGCUUUAAUGAGCAGCAGCUGGCAGCCUAUGUUUCCUGGGUGAACUCUCAGUUGAAGAGGAAACCAGGCCUGAAACCUAUCACUAACCUCAGGCAUGAUCUGCAGGAUGGGGUGGUGCUCACACAACUCAUAGAGAUAGUUGCUGGGGAAGUGCUGGAAAGAGUGUAUGUUGCUCCACAAAACAAAGAGGAAAGUAGGAACAAUGUGGAGCAAGUCUUGCAGUUCAUUUCCUCCAGACACAUACGCAUGCCACAUAUAUCUGCAAGAGACAUUGUUGAAGGUAAUCUGAAAUCUGUAAUGAGGAUAAUUCUGGCUCUGGCUGCCCACUUCAAACCCUCAGCCAAUCACAGGGCUGCUUCAGUAAGUGGGAGGAGUUUGUCAAGAAGCUCUGCCAGCCACAACCCUCUCUCCACUGUUGCACUAGCACAAGGUGCUGCUGCUGCACUGGCAUCAGCACGACUUGAUGCCUCGCAGCCUACAUGCACCACACGUAUCCACAGUGGCUGGGGGUUAGAUGUGGAAAAGAAUGUGUGUGUUCGUGCACUGGUUGAGCAGUAUGAAAGAGGAGAGCCGGAAAAUCCCCAGCCAAGCAGCCUCAGCUCCGUUAGUCCACUGUCAUCUCCAAGAGCUCCACCCAGCAGCCACUCAGACAGACAGCAGGAAGACCACCAACCACACGACAGCAGUGCGGAGACGGCGUUGGAGGAUUCUUUCAGUGAAACUUUGGAGAAGGAGGUGCAGGACACACGUAAAAUGGUGUCUGCUUUACAGGCCCUGCUACUGCAUGGUUCGCUGCCUGAGGAUGAGCAGGAUGUGUCUUUGAGUUUGGACCAAGGCAAUGCUGACCAGCAACUGGUAGUAGUCAUUCGCAGUCGUUUGGAUCAGAGCAUGGAGGAGUCUCAGGAGCUGAAGAGGGAACUGUUACGCUGUAAGCAGGAGAUGAGAAACCUGCAGGGAGUCAAGGACGCCCAGCAGCAGAGGCUGUGCACUCAGGAGGCAUCAAUACUGCAGAUGAAGCAAGAGCUUCUCAGAGCCAGCAUGACGAAGGAGGAACUAAACAACCAGAACGCCGAGCUACAGUGGAAGCUAGAGGAAUGUAACAGGCUGUGGGGCGAAUGCAAGAAGGAGAUAGGACAGAAGGACAGACUUCUGCAGCAACUUAAACACAAGCUUGAAGAAAGUCAAAAAAAGCAGAAUGAAUUGCAAAGAGAGUUGGAGCAUAAAAACAGCAUGCAGAUUCCCACCGUCACAGAAAACAAUGGAUAUUCUUACUCUGGAAAUCCAGCUACCUCUAUGUCACACCAGGCAGAGGAGGUUCAGCUGCUCAGAGAUUCACUUCGCAGUUUGAGGAACAACUUCAGAGACCACGACCCGCAGCACCAUACACUGGACACCCUGGAGCAGGGCAUAGUAUCACUCAUCGACAGACUGCAUGUUCUGCAUACACACAGGGGAAGGGGGAAAUCUCCAAGACGCAGAGGCCAACACACAGACUCUGACACCUGGCCAUGCACAAACGUUUGUCAAUCCCACAGUGGUUCUUCUGCCUCCACUAAAAUCCUUUAUUUUACUGGAAAAUCCCCAACACCUUCCAUGAUCAAUAUACAGAAGAGGUUGGGUGAGGUUACUCUAAAGGAUGUUAAGGCAGCUGUGGAUCGAGAGGGAAACUACAGGUACCACUUCAAGGCCCUGGAUCCUGAGUUUGGCACUGUGAAAGAAGAGGUAUUUCUGGAUGGAGCAAUCAUUCCAGGCUGGGAAGGAAAAAUAGUGGCCUGGGUAGAAGAGGACCGUGGUGAAGAUAGGCCAUUGUAGGUGCAAGCUGAGGGGCCUUGACACUUUGUUUUUGCUCCUGGUCGCUCUUAUCCGAGAGGCACAUCGAGACAACUGUACAACAGCGGCACAAGUGGACACUUGGGAUUUGAAUUAUUUGCAAAAUACUGUAAGACUUGUCAGCAAGAGAUUUUAGUUGAUCAACUGGUACUUAAAAUGCACUGAUAGCUCUACCCGAUCUGGAAAUCUGUAACUGAUGUCUAGAAUAUCGUAAAACUUAGUGCCUUACAAAGGAAAGCUAUUUCCAUCAUGUGCUUAUUAGAGCCAAGCUGUAACUGUAUCAUCAAAACUAGACAGAAACAUUAUUUUUGAUUCAACUGUUUCUAAAACCACAGUUGUGUUGUUGCUUCUCCUCUAGUUGAAGCCAGAGGUUUGUACUGUAUUGAGGAAUUGGAAAAAAAGCCUUUUCAUUCCUUGUGUAGCAAUAAAGUCUUUGAAACAAAUACUACCAGAAUACAUGGUAGAAAUAUGUAUUGUCCAGGUACAUGUUACUACUAACAUAACAGAUAACACAAAAAGAAAGAGGAUGAUGGUCAUCUGAAGUCCUAACAUAGUAAAGAAAAAAAAACGGUUGAACUUAUUUAAUUGAUUUCACUAAAUAGGACCCAAAUCCAGAUGUGGUCUGUAGCACACCAGCAUGCAUGUUAACAGAUGUGUUCAAACUGAACUCCUGUCAGUGAAAUAGAAAUGAUGCUGGGAUUUUGAUGUUCAUGUAGAAAUAUAGAUGAACAGCACUGUUGUUUUGUUUACUUUAUGAAAUUGCUUUGUACAUUUGUGUAAAAAAAUAUUUUCACUAUAUCCUUAAAUGUGUGAAAUGUAUGACUCUUGUCUGUUUAAAGAGAGAUUCCUGUGAGUUGAGAAUGCUUCUGUUAAAAAGAACACCACUAUUUAUGGUGUGUGUGUGUGUGUGUGUGUGUGUGUGUGUGUGUGUGUGUGUGUGUGUGUGUGUGUGUGUGUGUGUGUGUGUGUGUGUGUGUGUGUGUGUGUGUGUGUGUGUGUGUGUGUGUGUGUGUGUGUGUGUGUGUGUGUGUGUGUGUGUGUGUGAGAGAGAGAGAGAGAUCAGGAUAGACCGUUGUCAUGUUUUCCUUCACUCUGCUUCUAUCUUCCCAUUUAGGAUAAAUGUGUUUGCCUAUUAACUAAUAAGCCAACUGAAAUAUGCAUCAGUCUAUUUUUAAAUAAGACCAGUUUGAAUGCCAUAACUGCCUGUACUUUAAAAUGUACAAUUUACUGGUGAGAUUGUUAUUUAGCAACUGUUUUGUUUACUGAAAUAUUUUAUAAAAUAUGGAUACUGUCUGUUAAAAAUAAAAAUGACCUUUCUUGAAGACA